Molecule: messenger RNA, 2649 nt
Organism: Salmo salar (Atlantic salmon)
Lineage: Eukaryota; Metazoa; Chordata; Actinopteri; Salmoniformes; Salmonidae
Gene: parp12a
Product: poly (ADP-ribose) polymerase family, member 12a
Cellular component (GO): nucleus
Molecular function (GO): NAD+ poly-ADP-ribosyltransferase activity; metal ion binding
Source: RefSeq, a predicted model, not a curated record
UUUCGUUUCUCCGUAAGUGUGACUGACGACCAAUUGCAAAUUGGGUGAGGAUCAUAAAAUCUCUUUUUCCCUGCUACCGAAACACGAUGUCGUCUAUCGUGUCUCAAUAUGUAACAAAAAUUCUGUGUGGAAAUCAAGGAUGCUUGGACUUCAAGCGGCUUGACCAGAUAGUUGGUCAAAAGUUCACUGUUGCGGAUGAUGUCCUACUUGGAAUACUUUGUGACAGAGAAAAAUAUGCCAUCAGUAAAGGCGAAGGAAAGGCCUCGCGUCUCGCUAUGAGCCAGAACAGUGUUAUUGUUGCAAAGACUUCACUGCGAGUCUGUCAAAGCCCUCCUGGCGAGUGUCUUCAUUGCGAGAACUUACACCUGUGCAGAUACUUUGUAUGCGGUAACUGCAGGUUCGGGAACAAGUGCAAAAAUGCCCACAGUCUAGAUUCCCCACACAACACAGCUGUUAUAAGGAGCUUGGGUCACCAUGAUCUGGGGGAAGCAGAGCUGUUUCCACUACUGCUGCAGAACGACCCCUACCUGAUGCCUGAGAUCUGCUCCCAUUACAACAAGGGUGUUGGUGAGCAUGGCUCCUGCAAAUUUAAAACCAGUUGCACCAGCCUCCACCUCUGCCUGCACUUCCUCCAGGGAGACUGUAAGUUUGGUGCUGGAUGUAAGAGGGCCCACACAUUUGACGCCACCACCAUGAAGAUCCUAAAUGGCAGAGGAUUCAGCCAAGAGAACAUCAGGAUCCUCGACAAGAUCUACAAUAACAAAUUCAUCAUCAUCGGUCAGGGUCACGAAGAAAAGCCAUCUGUUGUAGUACCCUCCCCUGCUUCAGCCAUAGAGCCAGUUGGGAAAGAGCGUUCUCGUAAGCCUUCGUCCCGCUCCAUCAGUGAGACCGACAGGAAUGAAAUCUGCCUGUUCUUCAUCCGCAGACACUGUAGCUUCAAAGAGAAGUGUGUCCGUAUCCACUACCACCUGCCUUACAAAUGGCAGAUCUUAGAGAGAGAUGGAGUGACUUGGAGAGACCUGCCCAAUGUGGAGGAGAUUGAAAAGGCCUACUGUAUCCCAGGAAAAGAUACAAGUGGAGGUAUCCAGCCAGUGAACUUCCUCACCAUGACAUGUGGAAGGUCUCCAGUGCGUCGUCUGUCCACUGUGUCGUCAGUCACCAAACCUCCUCACUUCAUCCUUACCACAGAAUGGCUGUGGUACUGGUCGGGUGAGCUGGGACAGUGGAUAGAGUAUGGCCAGGAGACGUAUGAUGGUAAGGAGAAAGUGGCCUCUGUCACCUCCAAGACCCUGGAGAAUGUAUACCAAGCUGACCCGGACAGCGAGAUUCCAUUUGGAUCUGGCCAUAACCAGUACAUUCUCCGUUUCAAAGAGAUGUAUCAGCAGAAUGUUAGAUUCAAAACCAAAAGAGAGGUUCGUAGGAGACCCUGCUUUCUCUCUGGACAGGAUGUGGAGGCCAAGCUGAAGAGUGGAUCUCCAGAGAGCACCAGCUCUUCUACUGUGUCUGUCCCUCCACACUGGGACAAGGGAGCCCUGCCUGACUUCACAUACAAGCUGGUUCCACUCUUAGACCAGAUGACGGAGUACCAAAUGGUGCAGAGUCUGUUCAAACGUACCAUGUCCACCAGCACCAUCCACAAAAUCAACAGGAUCCAGAACCCCUCACUCUGGAGGGUCUUCCAGUGGCAGAAGGAACAGAUGAAGGUGAAGAAUGGAGGGAAACUUGUGGAUGAGAGACACUUGUUCCACGGCACAGAACCGUCUAUCGUAGAUGCCAUCUGUGAACAGAACUUUGACUGGAGGGUCUGUGGCAUCCAUGGAUCACAUUAUGGCAAAGGAAGCUAUUUUGCCAGAGAUGCCUUGUACUCUAAUAGAUUCUCCAAGUCUUCGGUCUCUGGCAAGAAGAUCAUGUUUGUGGCUCUGGUGCUGGUCGGGGAGUUCACUAAGGGAAACAGGGACUACCUUCGCCCCCCUCAGAAAGGCACCAAGAAGCGACUCUACGACAGCUGUGUCGACUCCGAAAGCAACCCAGCCAUUUUUGUUGUGUUUGAGAAACAGCAGAUUUACCCAGAGUUCGUCAUUGAGUACUCCUAGAAUCCACGGCAGUGCGUAGCGUCAUGUUUUUCUGAAAACGAAUAAUUAUCUGGUCAUCAAAUAUAUUUUUAAACACGUUGCAAAACGCAUCCAUUAUUGUGAUGGGAAACAAUUCUUUGAAAAUCAUUCUUCAGAAUAUAACAAAAGUGUAGGGGUUUCUCUUUUACUGGGUUCAAAACCACUGUUUUGGUGACUUAUACCAAGGUCAUAGGAUUUAGUGCCAAUGAAUGUGUAAAGACCCUAUGUAACCAGAUGUGUACUAUUUUUAUUAUGACGACUUGUUUUUUUUUAAUGAAACAUCAUCCUUAUUCCUGUAAUACGAAAGUACAAUAUGUGGUGUACAAUACACAAAACAUUACUUUUUAUUUUAUUUUAGCUAAAGUAGAUGCGUAAUUUCUUCAAAGUGUAAAAUGUAUAAACUUCUUGUCAGUUAAAAAAAAAAAAGCCUUUUUUUUUUAAUCACAUGGCAUAACUGUAGCAUACUGUUAACUUGAUAUGUAUUUUUCCAAAGUUAUACAGUGUGCACAUACUCGAAUAAAACUUGAUUAAUGAUGUG